AUGCACUCUGAUCUCCAGCACAUGAGGGAAAUUGCUCUCGUUUAUCUCGACAGAAGUGGUGGCCUCCAGAAAUUCGUGCAGGACUGCAGAAAGUAUAAUGACUCCAGGCAAGCUUAUGCUGUUUAUCGUUUCACCAUCUCAAUCAGUCCCUCUGAUAUUGCCGAAUUAGAUGCAGCCUUUGGGAACUACAUCCUUCACCAGCCCAUCCAAGCUGCAAAGGUUUUCCAGUCAGUCUGUUUCAUAGCCAUUAAGACAUUAUCAUUAAUUGAACAACUGCAGACAGAGGCCCAGAUCAGCAUCCUGCUGAAACCAACACACUUGCCACCUUUCCCAAGCUACCUGCUGAGCCUGUCUGUAUUUCCCCUCAAUUACACAUCUCAGAGAUUUUACAUGUCUGAAGGAAUAGCCAUUGCAAUGGGAACUGUAACAAAAUACACCCAGGGAGCAAGAUUCCUUUGUUCUGAGGAAACCUGCCCACUUUCUGAAGGGUUUAGGUACAUAAGAGUGCACCUGCCUGGAGCUACAGAGUCUGCCACAGUGAGGAGUGAUUUUGUGUGCAGUUUGUGUUCUUCACCCCUGCAGGAAGACAUGAAAUUUAGAGUCCUUGGUGAUAAACAAAUAGUUGAGAUGAUUGAUGCCAAAGUUCUUCAUGCUCUGAAGGGAUAUUGCAGUGAUCAGUCACACAUUAGGAUGCAGACAUUCACAGUUUUCUUGAGAGAUGAGCUGACCAACCAGAUGACCAUAGGAAACCAGUACAAGAUCAUUGGAAUCCCAGCUUGUGUGCAGAAUGGCUUGCAGGGGACAGCAUGCAUAGAAGUCAACAGUGUACAGCUCUCUAGGCCAGGGGGUCCUUCUUUUGUCAGUGAGAGUUUUAAGCAUCUGCUCUGGCUGACUUCAGGUUCCUGCUGGAGCUUUUCUGCUGUUCUUGCCAGUAUCUUUGCCUCUCAAGUUGUUCCACCAGGCACUUACAACACUUUGAAGCUUGCCAUACUGCUGAGCCUAGUGCAGACAUGUGAAAAAGACAGUGCAGACUACCUGGACCUGUUGGUUGUGACAGGUGACACACUGGUCAUUGACAGGCUCCUGAAUUACAGCCUCUGCCUCCUGCCUCGUGGCAUACGGCACCCACCAGCCAGUGACAUCUUUCCUUCCGUGUCCAAAGACAAGCAUGGGACUGGAGGUGCCAGCAUCCAGGCCAACAGUGCUGUGCUGGCUCAGGGUGGUGUCUGUUACAUAGGAGACCUGGCCUCACACAGAAAGGACAAACUGGAACUCCUGCAGGCUGUGCUAGAGAGCAGAAGCACAACAGUGUUCAUUCCUGGGAAGAAGUAUGGAGAAGAGGCUGACCAGCAAGUUACUAUCUCAGUUCAGACCAGUUUUUGGUCUUAUGUGGAUGUGGAUUCUUCCCCAAAGAAACACCCUCCAAAGGAUAACUUGUUCCUUGGACAGAUGGACAUGAGUUUGGUUCCAUCUAACCUUGUAGAUGUUUUUGGGCUCUUGCUCUACGAUGAGUUUCCCAUGUGUCAAGUGGCUGCUGCCCUUGUGCACCAUACUCUGAAGAGAGCCAUGAAUCCUGAAGCCUUGCUGUACAAAGUCUCACAGCAGUUCAGAACACAGGACUACGAGGAGUUUAUUUUGUUUGCUAAGAAUCUUCACGUGGAACUGAGUGCAGAAGCAGAAAGACUCAUUCAGGGCUAUUACCUCGCCAGCCGCAGAGUGAGGAGAGACUCUGUCCAUGGAGCCACCUUAUCAGCACCUGCACUGAGAACUCUGAUGUCACUGGCUAAGGCUCACACUAAGCUCAGUCUGAGAAGGAAGGUUCUUCAGGAAGAUGCAGUGAUUGCCAUCUUGUUACUGGAGUCAUCUCUUACCCUCAAACACGGCAAGUCUGCACUGUGCAUAGCUCCAAAUCCUGUCUUUCCCUGUGACCUCAGUGAUGAGAGCUCCUUGCAGCAGAGGGACACGUACCUCAUGCAGUGCCACCACCAGCUGCACCAGUUCAUUGCUGCCUAUGGCCCAGGGAUUCACAUCAGCGCUCCUGAGGAGUGACAGCUCCAUGCUGGGAGCAAAGCCUCAGGCAUCAGCUCUGGGAGGCUGCAGUUCCUCAUUGUGUACUUCUGGAGUCCUUAGGAUUUUUAAGGCUGUUCAGAGCAGUUUUUAUUAAGGAGCAAAGCAAAGCUGACAGGACUUAGCUAAAAGUUCCAUGACAGUGCUGUCUGAAGUGAGGGAGGCAGCUUCAGACCAGUCACAGCUUGAACCCACAACUCUUCUGGCUCCCACUGCUCAUCCACAGUGCAGAGAGGAGCAAAGCAGGGUUUUUAGUAAGACUACAACUACCAAUUAACCCAGGAUUUGAGACUCUAAUGUUUUCUUUCAACUACUUGAAUGCUGCAGUUGCCACUGCUGCUUCUUUUCAAAUGCAUCACUCUGAGGGGUGUGUAGUUCUAAGCAGAUUUUAGCUGUUGUGCUGGUGGGAGGCAGCUUUCAGAAAGUACUCAUACUCUCCAAGUUUGGAUCUGGAGCCAAGGAUCACCACUACUUCAUGUUCUCUUAGUUUUAUCACAACAAUACAGUGCUAAAUGCCAGUGUGCUGCAAUCUGGAAAGCCCCACGAUUUCCACAUGACUUCUGCAGGCCCCAGGGGAUAGCAACCCCACAGGAAAGGGAAAAAGAGUUAAUAUUUGACAAUCUGGCAGGCAGAAAUCCAAGAUUUUAUUCAUGUCCACACUGCCUGGGUCAAUAGAAAAGCUGCCACCAGCAGCACUGUAAGCACUCUUUUAGACAAGGUAAAUGUUUUAAUCCUGAGUUACUCAGUGUGGGUCAAUCGAUUUGGUAGAUUUAAACAUUCACACUAAGUUCUAGGAGGGUCCACACUGCCACUGCUCUUGCUAGAGCAGCACUCACCUGAACCU
This is a messenger RNA of Pogoniulus pusillus (Red-fronted tinkerbird), 2911 nucleotides long. RefSeq names its product minichromosome maintenance domain containing 2 (gene MCMDC2). NCBI's taxonomy places the organism in Eukaryota, Metazoa, Chordata, Aves, Piciformes, Lybiidae. Gene Ontology annotation, molecular function: ATP binding; DNA binding; single-stranded DNA helicase activity. The transcript is spliced from 14 exons. Gene Ontology annotation, biological process: double-strand break repair via break-induced replication. The record is from RefSeq and is a predicted model, not a curated record. Bases 1 to 2049 code for a protein of 682 amino acids.